AUGAAUUCAACAACUCCAAAAUCAAGCGGAAUCAAUUACGCAAAAUUAAGAAAGCAACGAUCAAACUAAGACACUUUACCAAAAUCAAUGUCAACCAAUAUAAAAAUGGAUGUCAAUUAGGCUUAAUAGUUUGGAGGGAUGAAGCACAGAAGUACUUCUCAACACAAUAUUCAUGAAAUGGCAUAAAUUUAGUUGUUUGAUUAAUGUUUGGUGAAAUAAGCAAAUUAAAAUGAGUUUCUGGUUUUCCUUGAUAGAUAGAUGCAAUACUUUUCUCAAACAACUCCACAAAACUUUUCAUCUUUCAGAGUCAACAAUAAAGCGAUUUAAGAUGAAAAGAAAAAGCUGUAAAUCGAACUCCAAAAGUUUAACUAAGAAAACGCUUUUUUGAUUAAGGAAAUAAAGGAUUUGAAUAAGACUAAGCAAAUGCUUGUAAAGCGAUAUGAUGCCUUGCAAGGUCUGAUUUUAAAAGAACGAUUGAACAAUCAACCCAGGGUUCACUAAUAUAGCAAUCCGAAAUUUCAACAUCUUUUCAAUCAAAUUUCGCCAGUUUAAGAGACUAUAUCAUCAUUGACUGACGAGAGAUUUGAGAGUAAUGCAACUUCGCUUGAUUCUUCUCUAUCAUACGAGGAUGAUUAAUCAUCUGCAUCGUAAUUGCUAGAUUUAUUGUAGAAAAACUCGAAGCACAGAUUCAAUUUUUAAAAGCAAAUGGUAUGA
Messenger RNA from Paramecium tetraurelia, 714 nucleotides. RefSeq lists its product as uncharacterized. Lineage: Eukaryota; Ciliophora; Oligohymenophorea; Peniculida; Parameciidae. The transcript has 4 exons. The record is from RefSeq and is a predicted model, not a curated record.